AUGUCCUUCGAAAUCCCCGACACCCAAUGGGCACAAGUCGUCGAAAAGAUCGGGGGACCACCAGUGUACAAACAAAUCCCCGUUCCCAAACCAGGUCCCGAUGAAGUCCUCGUAAAGAUGAAGUACACCGGUGUAUGCCACACCGACCUGCACGCCAUGAACGGCGACUGGCCUCUCGAAGUGAAGAAGAACCUCGUUGGAGGCCACGAAGGCGCCGGAAUUGUUGUCGCAAAGGGAGCUCUCGCGCAUGGUAUCGAAAUCGGCGACCAUGCAGGUAUCAAAUGGCUCAAUGGAUCCUGUCUCCAAUGCGAGUUCUGCAAGACCGCCGAUGAGCCUCUUUGCCUCGAGGCACAGUUAUCCGGAUACACGGUUGACGGGACCUUCCAGCAGUACACGAUUGGUAAGGCGGCCCACGUCUUGAAGCUGGCGAAGGAAAUCCCGCUCGAUGCUGUUGCGCCUAUUCUGUGUGCUGGUAUUACUGUCUAUAAGGGUCUCAAGGAGGCUGGUGUGCGCCCUGGUCAGACCGUUGCUAUUGUUGGUGCUGGUGGUGGUCUUGGCUCUCUUGGAACGCAGUAUGCUAAGGCUAUGGGCUUGCGUGUUGUUGCUAUCGAUGGUGGCGAGGAGAAGAAGGCUAUGUGUGAGCAGCUCGGUGCAGAGGUCUACGUUGACUUCACCAAGUCUACCGAUCUCGUUGCAGAUGUCAAGGCUGCUACUCCCGGUGGUCUAGGUGCCCACGCCGUGCUCUUGCUUGCUGUCUCCGAAAAGCCUUUCCAGCAGGCUGUGGAAUACGCUCGCUCUCGUGGUACUAUCAUUGCCAUUGGUCUUCCCGCCAAUGCGUUCCUCAAGGCCCCUGUUUUCGAAACUGUUGUCAAAAUGGUCACAAUUAGGGGCAGCUAUGUCGGCAACCGCCAGGAUGGUGUUGAGGCCGUUGAAUUCUUUGAACGUGGCUUGAUCAACGCUCCCUUUAAGACGGUUCCUCUACAGAAGCUGCCUGAGGUGUUCGAGCUCAUGAAGCAAGGCAAGAUCGCUGGCCGCUAUGUUCUCGAGAUCCCUGAAUAG
Messenger RNA from Penicillium verrucosum, 1059 nucleotides. RefSeq names its product zinc-dependent alcohol dehydrogenase. NCBI's taxonomy places the organism in Eukaryota, Fungi, Ascomycota, Eurotiomycetes, Eurotiales, Aspergillaceae. The coding region runs from base 1 to 1059 and encodes 352 amino acids. The transcript is spliced from 3 exons. Gene Ontology annotation, molecular function: oxidoreductase activity; zinc ion binding. The record is from RefSeq and is a predicted model, not a curated record.